CUGUGUCUAAGUUGGUUAAAGCCGCCCUUGCCGCUGCCUGGUAUCCGUUCUCUGGACCUCCGCCGGCCCCGCUUGCUGUUAGCUGUUCCGUCCCGCGACGUCCCCGCGCUUGAGAUGGUGAUUGCUGGUGUUGACGUGCCAUCGCCAGAGCGCGCUGCCGCCUGGUCGGCUGUCGUCGCCAGGCCUCAGUCGGGGCCCGAAAAGGCGACCACGGCCUCAAAGCCUCCUGUACCGCCGGCUCCGAAACCCGCGACAACAGACGCUGAAAAGACUCUUCCCCCCGUACCCGCGGCUCCCCUUGGCGUGGGCGAGGCUGGCCCGUCUGCUCCUGUUGUUGCUCCGCCCGCUCCGUCUGCUGCUCCCGUUCCCCUUGCUCCCGUGGUUGCGCCGACGGCGUCUGCGCCUGCUGGGGAAGCUGUUGAUCCCCCUGUUCCUGCCCCUGGCGCAUUCGUUGCACCGGCUGCUUCUGUCCCCGACGUGCCUGCGCCGGAGUCUGCUUCUUCCCCGAAGGCGGCGUCCGCCACCACUGUCGGCCCGGCUCCGAUGGUUGCGCCUCCGGGCGCGGACCCAACGGCUCCCGCACUGCUGCCGGCGGCCCCUGUAGCGCAGCCGUCUCGUCCCCCGUCGCCGGACCGCCGUCUAUCACGCCCCCAUUCUCCCGUGCCUCAACAGGAGCGCGAGACGUCGCGGCGGCGGCGCAACUCUCCCCGGCGCUACCAGCAGCAGGCCCAGUGGCCUGCUCACCCCGGUGGCAGCGGGGGCUGGAGGGGCCCCCACGGGCGUGGUGGUGGCGGGAGAUACCGUCCGCCUGUGACAAUGGCGGAUCUUCAGCGGGAGGUGUCGCGGGCCGUGCGCGAGGAGAGGGCGGCGCAGAGUCAGAGCAGUUCGCUGCGGGCCGCGCCAGCGCACGUGGCUCCUCGUCAAACUGUGCCUCCCGUGGACCCUCCGCCAGCUGCUGCAUUUCCUCCUCCUGUCCUCGCCCCAUCGGCUCCUUCUCCUUCCGUCUCGGCGCCUGCUCCCGGCUCUCAUCUGCAUUUGCCACCGGUUCCGCCUGUUGCGGGGGUGGAGCGCCACCUUUACUUCCUUCUCUCCCUCUACCACGAAUUCCAAGCUCUCUCCCUUGACUCCUCUACCAAUGCUGCCACCUUUACUCGUCGCCUUACUGACACUGCUCGCCGCCUCACUGAUCGCGGCAUCACCAUCACUGAUUCCCUCCUCAUGGCUCGCAUCCUCGAUGGACUUCCUCCCGCCUACACCACCUACAAGAUUGCCUUCAUCACCACCCGACCCGGCACUCCCUCCUCCUCUGACAUCAUCACUUGGCUACUCGACGCGGAAGCAGAUCUCCUCCACACCUCUCUCUCUACUAUUGCGCUUGCUCGUGGAGGAGGGGGCGGUCGUGGUGGCUUCAGCGGUGGCUAUGGGGGAGGGCGCGGUACCGGACGAAGCAGCUUUUCGGGACGCAGUGGUGGACACUUUGGCUCUCGCCCCCCUGGAGGAGGUGGCCGUGGUGGUGGACGCAGUGGCCCUGCUGGAACCGGCUCAUCACCUGCUGUAUUCCCCGACUCCCUCACCCCCCCCCUCCGGCUUUUACCCCCCUCCCCCUGCACCUCCAGGUUUCCCCCCGCCCCCCUGGUCUCCUUCCCCAUACCCCCCCUACCCGUUUUACCCCCCUCAGGUUCCCCCCCCGUCUGUACCCCCAACUGCCCCGCCUCCAGACACUGA
This is a messenger RNA of Closterium sp. Naga37s-1, 1725 nucleotides long. The record is from the annotation of a GenBank genome assembly. Lineage: Eukaryota; Viridiplantae; Streptophyta; Zygnematophyceae; Desmidiales; Closteriaceae.